AUGUUUCGCGGUGCUGUGGGAACGGCGGGUAGGCAGUGGCGCUCUGAGCGUCGCUUGGCUGCGCUUGUCACCGCCACGAGCAGGAACCCCACGCAGAAGUGGACUCACCAUGUCGCUAAAGCCAGUCUGGCGCGUCAGAGGGAGUUGAGGACACGCGAAGAGGAAGCACGUGGGCGGAAGCGCACUUCUUCCAAGCGUAAGGAUAACCGAAUGACAGCGGCAGAUAUUGAAUUUCUGCGGUCCCAACAGGAUAAGGCACUUGCUGACGAUGAUACUCGCACAGGUGCAUCCAUGCGGUCUGUUGGUGCCGCGCCACCCCACCGUCCGUCUUCUUCGCGGCAUGUGAGCUACGACAGAGUUGAUUCGAAUACCGGGAACAGCGUUAUUCAGCAGCGCUUUGAUUCACUAGUGCAUGAUGCGAUUUUAAAGUACGGUCCGCCACUUCCGGUCGAAUUUGUUGUGGAAAACGAUGUUUUUACGCCCUCGAGCGCGAGGGAGAAGAUGAAUAUGUCUUCUUCUUGUGCGAAUGAAGGGGACCCUGACGCAUCUUACUUCUACGAUGAGGUGCAUGUGCGGUCACAGGAGUUGUUUGAGAUGCUUCGACGGGUCGACUCCUCAUUCAGUGUUCGUACGCAUGCUGAUGGCGUCCCCUUCUCACUGCUCAUUAAGAACUGCCAGUACUUCCGGGUGUGGGGCGGACGGGUGCAUUUUAUGCGUUGCCUUAAGCGCGUUCCGUUACGUGCGCGCGACGAGGACACUGAGGCUGAGCGAAUGGGGCAUGAGAAACUAACGGUGUCCCUCGGUAAGUACAAGAUGCGAGAGCCUUCGUCAUUUGAUGGCCUUCGGCAAGGGCCUCAGCCGUGGCUGCACAGUUAUCGAAUGAUGUGA
Molecule: messenger RNA, 888 nt
Organism: Trypanosoma grayi
Lineage: Eukaryota; Euglenozoa; Kinetoplastea; Trypanosomatida; Trypanosomatidae
Exons: 1
Coding region: 1-888 (295 amino acids)
Source: RefSeq, a predicted model, not a curated record